GAGGGUGCGAGACCCCGGUAGACUGAGAUCAGACAACAGGCAGAGGCCAGGCAACCCAGACGGAGGAGCGGCGAGAAGCCGACGGGGAGACGGGCCUCGAUGUGGGGUCGAGAGAGGAAUGGAGGCCGAGGCGGUCACGAGGACAGGUGUGAAGAGAGAGCUCAGGGUGCGCGGGAGAGACAAACAAGCUGAAGAGGAUGUGGGGGCCCAGCCAAGGCAGCAGGGCAGCCGCCCGCCCCCCACAUUCCCCGCAAGAGUGGGAGAGGGAGGGCAGCCUGAGUCUUCACUCCCAGGGCCAGAUGUGGAGGGAGGAGCCAGCUGUGGGCGCGUGGACAGACGGACAGGCAAGACUGCGUCCUCCCCACCUUCGCUUGUCACGGGUAUCCGGGUCUGAGGUCCCAGGUGGGACGGGGAACCGAACCGGCUUGCGCCUCUGGGUCUCGGCUUCUGUGCGUCAGCCCCGCCCGUUGUCCUGGCAACAGGCCGUUGCCGGGGCAACCAGCGCUACCUUCACCCCGCCCUCGCGGAGCCAGCCGUUGCUCUGGGCAAACCGGUGCGCUGGUUCCCACGCCUGCCCUCGCCCACUUCCGGUUCAGGCCCCGGGGAAGGGCAAGGAAGGGACAGAAGUCAGCGGGAUUGGAUUCCUGGCGGCCUUGGAGGGAGGGGGCGUCCCUUGGGAUGAGACUUGGUCCUGGAAUCCACCCAAGCCCUCGCCCUCCGUCGCAGGAAGGCUGAAACAACAACCCCCAGCAUGCCUCGCGGCGGUUGGCAGGUUCCCAUACGGGACCAUACGGCCCAGGGCGCCGAUGGGAGUUGGAGUUCUUGUUGUUCGGAUGGCUCAACGGAUGCACGGGGUGGGUGUGGGGGGACUAGAGCGUUUGGGUGCCUCCGCAGAAAGAACAGUAAGACCCCGCCGCCAUGUUCCCGGAGCCCCCAACACCGGGGCCUCCAGCGACCGACACGCCUCCUGACUCGAGUCGCAUCAGCCACGGCCCUGUGCCCCCCUGGGCUCUGGCCACCAUCGUGCUGGUCUCAGGCCUCCUCGUCUUCAGCUGCUGUUUCUGUCUCUACCGGAAGCGUUGUCGGAGGCGGAUGGGCAAGAAGAGCCAGGCUCAAGCCCAGGUCCACCUUCAGGAAGUGAAGGAGCUGGGCCGGAGUUACAUAGACAAGGUGCAGCCAGAAGUGGAGGAGCUGGAGCCGACACCAUCUGGGCCAGGGCAGCAGGUGGCAGAGAAGCAUGAACUAGGACGACUACAGUACUCACUGGAUUAUGAUUUCCAGAGUGGCCAGCUGCUGGUGGGCAUCGUGCAAGCUGAGGGAUUGGCAGCCUUGGACCUCGGUGGCUCCUCUGACCCCUACGUGCGGGUUUACCUGCUGCCAGACAAACGGAGGCGGCACGAGACCAGGGUGCAUCGGCAGACGCUGAACCCACACUUUGGGGAGAACUUUGCCUUCAAGGUCCCCUACGUGGAGCUGGGGGGCAGGGUACUGGUCAUGGCAGUAUACGACUUCGACCGCUUCUCCCGCAACGACGCCAUUGGGGAGGUGCGGGUCCCCAUGAGCUCCGUGGACUUGGGGCGGCCAGUACUGGCCUGGCGGGAGCUGCAGGCGGCUCCUCGGGAGGAGGAGAAACUAGGUGACAUCUGCUUCUCCCUCCGCUAUGUCCCCACGGCUGGGAAGCUCACCGUCAUCGUCCUGGAGGCUAAAAACCUGAAGAAGAUGGAUGUAGCAGGGCUGUCAGAUCCGUAUGUCAAGGUCCACCUGCUGCAGGGCGGCAAAAAGGUGCGGAAGAAGAAAACGACCAUCAAGAAGAAUACUCUGAACCCCUAUUACAACGAGGCCUUCAGCUUCGAGGUGCCCUGUGACCAGGUCCAGAAGGUUCAGGUGGAGCUGACUGUGCUAGACUACGACAAGCUGGGCAAGAACGAGGCCAUCGGGAGGGUGGCCGUAGGGGCAGCGGCCGGGGGCGCUGGCCUGCGGCACUGGGCAGACAUGCUGGCCAAUCCCCGGCGGCCCAUCGCCCAGUGGCACUCGCUGCGGCCCCCUGACCGAGUGAGGCCACCGCCAGCACCCUGAUCCCCACCCUCAAGCCCCUGACCCCAGACUCCUGGCCAAAGCCACGUCCAUGCCCACCUUUAAGCCUUCUCUGAACGCUAACACCCGCCCCCCACUCUACCCAUUCCUGCCUUCUCCCCACCCCCAUUAUGCCAAUCAUGAUAACCUGCCAACUCCCCCAAUAUGGCACAUGCCCAGAAGCCCCAGGGACCCCUGGAGGAGGGGAGCAGUCUGGGCUCCCGCCAUCCCAGGGUCCCGCCCUCUGCUUUGACAAUCAGUGAUCCCAGCCUACUAUCCCCUUGGCUCCCAGUACCCCUUUUCCUGCACAGUAUCACCCACUCCUGUCCCCGGUCUGAUUCCUGCACCGCUCCUGGGACCAAAUAAAUACUCAGCAACUUUGCUGGCCUGGACCGGUGCUCCUUGAUGGGGGUGGGUAGGGGUGAGGACUGGGAACCCAGGAGGGACCCUCCAGGGGUGGGAUCACACAAGGGCAGGGAUAGGGCUGCCUAUCCUGGAAACACACACGGAAACUCACCCACCCACUCAUCCAUCCAUCCUUUCACCCACUCACUCUCCCAUUCACUCCCUCACUUAUUCAUUCACUCACCCCUCCAAGCUUCAGCUUCCUCAUCUGAAAACAAUCAUGAUAAUACUAAUACCUACUGUACAUUUGCUGUGAGGAGUCAAUGAGAAUUCACUUAGUUAUUCAUGAAUUUAUCCGCUCCCUCACCCAUGAUUUACAUAGAUUUUCAUACCCAUAUUUCCCUCCCUCCCUUUCUUUCUUCCUUGCAUCAUCCAUCCUUUCUAUAUUCCCUGAGGCCCUCUGUGUGCCAGCUUCUGUUGGAUGCUGGGGACCCCCAAAUAGAUGCAAAUCCAGACUUUACUUCCAAGCAACUUAUUGUCAUCAAGGAAACAAAGUAGAUAUGCAGCGUCUAGGAAUGAAAUCCCCAGAGAAUGAGAGAAAGGGCAAGAUUUCCUCAGGGAGACACAGUAGUUCCAGCUACACCUCAUUCUUU
This is a messenger RNA of Balaenoptera musculus (blue whale), 3071 nucleotides long. It is a transcript of the gene SYT5, whose product is annotated as synaptotagmin 5. Gene Ontology annotation, molecular function: calcium-dependent phospholipid binding; calcium ion binding; syntaxin binding. Lineage: Eukaryota; Metazoa; Chordata; Mammalia; Artiodactyla; Balaenopteridae. The record is from RefSeq and is a predicted model, not a curated record. Gene Ontology annotation, biological process: synaptic vesicle endocytosis; cellular response to calcium ion; calcium ion-regulated exocytosis of neurotransmitter. Bases 919 to 2076 code for a protein of 385 amino acids. The transcript has 8 exons. Gene Ontology annotation, cellular component: dense core granule; synaptic vesicle membrane; axon.